Molecule: messenger RNA, 1427 nt
Organism: Anoplopoma fimbria (sablefish)
Lineage: Eukaryota; Metazoa; Chordata; Actinopteri; Perciformes; Anoplopomatidae
Product: caspase activity and apoptosis inhibitor 1
Exons: 6
Coding region: 83-1087 (334 amino acids)
Source: RefSeq, a predicted model, not a curated record
AUUCGACCACCCAACUCACAGGCAAGUGAGUCCACGGAUAAACAGCUCUCUGCACAAGGUGCCGGUGUAUUAACUUCGCAAAAUGCUCAAAAAGAAAUCAAGUAGCACCGAAAAGAAACGUAAACACUCGCAGUCUGAAGAACGGCAUGAGAGCAAUAAACGCAGGAGUGCGGAGUCCAACUUAGAGCAGAAGGCCAAGGAGGAGCUCGCUGACGCAGAGCUGGACAGGAUUGGCAGUGACAUUGAGGAGGGCGGCCUUGACCUCAGCCUGCCGUUCCAGCCGAUCACUGCUUAUGUCACUGACAAGCGGGAGAUGCUGGAGCAGUGUCUCCACGUGCUGGGGGAGAAGAAGCUACGGAAAAUGCUGCCUGAUGAACUCAAGGACUGUAGUUUAGAGGAAAUCCAAAACAUGUGCUGGGAGCAACUUGAGCCGAUCUCAGAGAAAAAUGUUAUGCGGAUCUUAGCAGGGGAAGAACUGACAUCUGGGAGUAGCGACGAAAAAACAGAAGAGACUUUGGAAAGCCAGCAAGACAAUAAUGUGGACUCCACAUCUUGCCUGAAAGAAACUGCAAAAGCUGAGGACCCUAAGCAAGAGGGUGUUGGUUCCGGCGAGGAGAGUGACGUCCUAAGCAUAAACGCAGACACUUACGAUAGUGACAUAGAGGGACCCAAAGAGGAGCAGACUGUUAAAGCUGUUGACGGGGCAGUGAAAGUAGCUCACAGCAGCAAGGAUGGAGCUGACCCGGUUGUAAACCCAGUCCCGGCAAAUCCUGAGCCCCCCACAGGCUCUCAACCAACGGAAGCAAAGAAAGACAUCUUAAGCGACAUCGACAAAAGUGUCUGUGAGAUUUUAGCUAUUUCAUCCUCUUCAAGCAAAGAGGAAGCUAAAGAACAGAGUUUACCUCCGCAGUCCACAGAAGUCGCUUUACCUGUUCAAGGCGGACCUGUUUCAGGUCGUGCACCUGCAGCAUGUCCGCCGUCAAUUCAGCAACUGGAGCUUCUGGAGUUAGAAAUGAGGGCGAGGGCCAUCAAGGCCCUGAUGAAAGCAAGUGAUGGGAAAAAGCCUUGUGUUGCAAAAAAUGUGUAGCGUGCCUUUUUUGUUGUUUGUUGAAUUAUACAGUUGACAACAUUUUCAACAUAUGACUGAUUGUCUAUUUUAAACCCCUGAUUUAUUGUUUAGAGUGUACCGUUCAAACCAUGUUUACGCCAUAUUGGAAUGGUGCUGCAGAUUAUUUAAUAAACAUCAAACACCCGAAGCCGCGUCCUACACCUACUGAAUCAACUUCUUCUGGGAUAAUUAACACGUUUCCUAAUGUAUUUUUCUCUCUGGCCACUAGAGAGCAGUGUUUACCUGCUGUGGCAUAUUCAUGGUAAUGAGUCCGACGUGCAGAGGAGAGCAAGAUAUUAUUUAUCUGCUCAAAUUACAG